Molecule: messenger RNA, 3373 nt
Organism: Talpa occidentalis (Iberian mole)
Lineage: Eukaryota; Metazoa; Chordata; Mammalia; Eulipotyphla; Talpidae
Product: microtubule-associated serine/threonine-protein kinase 2-like
Biological process (GO): peptidyl-serine phosphorylation; intracellular signal transduction
Cellular component (GO): microtubule cytoskeleton
Molecular function (GO): magnesium ion binding; protein serine/threonine kinase activity; microtubule binding
Source: RefSeq, a predicted model, not a curated record
CAUUACAGUUGUCGGACAAGUAACCGCAAGAGCUUGAUUGUGACCUCUAGCACAUCACCUACACUGCCACGGCCUCACUCACCACUCCAUGGUCAUGCAGGUAACAGUCCUUUGGACAGCCCACGAAAUUUCUCUCCAAAUGCACCUGCUCACUUUUCCUUUGUUCCUGCCCGUAGGACUGAUGGACGGCGCUUCUUGGCCUCUUUGCCUUCUUCGGGCUAUGGAACCAACACUCCUAGCUCUACUGUUUCAUCUUCGUGCUCCUCACAGGAAAAGCUACACCAGUUGCCUUUCCAGCCUACAGCCGAUGAGCUGCAUUUUUUGACCGAGCAUUUCAGCACAGAGAGUGUACCAGAUGAGGAGGGCCGGCAGUCUCCAGCCAUGCGGCCCCGCUCCCGCAGCCUCAGUCCUGGACGGUCCCCAGUUUCCUUUGACAGUGAAAUAAUAAUGAUGAAUCAUGUAUACAAAGAAAGAUUCCCUAAGGCCACUGCACAAAUGGAAGAGCGUCUAGCAGAAUUCAUUUCCUCCAACACUCCAGAUAGUGUGUUGCCUUUGGCAGAUGGAGCCUUGAGCUUUAUUCAACAUCAGGUGAUUGAGAUGGCCCGAGAUUGCCUGGAUAAAUCUCGGAGUGGCCUCAUUACAUCACAUUAUUUCUACGAACUUCAAGAGAAUUUAGAGAAACUUCUGCAAGAUGCUCAUGAGCGUUCAGAGAGCUCAGAAGUGGCUUUUGUGAUGCAGCUGGUGAAAAAGUUGAUGAUUGUCAUUGCCCGCCCAGCUCGUCUCCUGGAAUGCCUGGAGUUUGACCCUGAAGAGUUCUACCACCUGUUAGAAGCAGCUGAGGGCCACGCCAAAGAGGGACAAGGGAUUAAAUGUGACAUUCCCCGCUACAUCGUUAGCCAACUGGGCCUCACACGGGAUCCCCUAGAGGAAAUGACCCAGUUGAGCAGCUAUGACAGUCCUGACACCCCAGAGACAGAUGAUUCCAUUGAGGGCCGGGGGACAUCUCUGACAUCCAAAAAGACACCCUCUGAAGAGGACUUCGAAACCAUUAAGCUUAUCAGCAAUGGCGCCUAUGGGGCUGUGUUUCUGGUGCGGCACAAGUCCACCCGGCAGCGCUUUGCCAUGAAGAAGAUCAACAAGCAGAACCUGAUCUUACGGAACCAAAUCCAGCAGGCCUUCGUGGAGCGCGACAUACUUACUUUUGCCGAGAACCCUUUUGUGGUCAGCAUGUUCUGCUCCUUUGAGACCAAGCGCCACCUGUGCAUGGUGAUGGAGUAUGUGGAAGGAGGAGACUGUGCCACUCUGCUGAAGAAUAUUGGGGCUCUGCCUGUGGACAUGGUGCGUCUGUACUUUGCAGAAACUAUGCUAGCCCUGGAGUACUUACACAACUACGGCAUCGUGCACCGUGACCUCAAGCCUGACAACCUUCUGAUUACAUCCAUGGGGCACAUCAAGCUCACUGACUUUGGCCUUUCUAAAAUUGGCCUCAUGAGUCUGACGACAAACUUGUAUGAGGGCCACAUUGAAAAGGAUGCACGGGAGUUCCUGGACAAGCAGGUAUGCGGGACCCCGGAGUACAUUGCGCCUGAGGUGAUCCUGCGACAGGGCUAUGGGAAGCCAGUGGACUGGUGGGCCAUGGGCAUAAUCCUGUAUGAGUUCCUGGUGGGUUGCGUCCCUUUCUUUGGAGACACUCCGGAGGAGCUCUUUGGACAAGUGAUCAGUGAUGAGAUUGUGUGGCCUGAAGGGGAUGAUGCACUGCCACCAGAUGCCCAGGACCUCACCUCUAAACUGCUCCAUCAGAACCCUCUGGAGAGACUGGGUACAGGAGGCGCCUAUGAGGUGAAGCAGCACCCAUUCUUUACGGGUCUGGAUUGGACAGGACUGCUUCGCCAGAAGGCUGAAUUUAUUCCCCAGCUGGAAUCAGAGGAUGAUACCAGCUACUUUGACACCCGCUCGGAGAGAUACCACCACAUAGACUCGGAGGAUGAGGAGGAAGUGAGUGAGGAUGGCUACCUUGAGAUCCGUCAGUUCUCUUCCUGCUCUCCAAGGUUCAGCAAGGUGUACAGUAGCAUGGAGCGACUCUCUCUGCUGGAGGAACGCCGGACACCACCUCCCACCAAGCGCAGCCUGAGUGAGGAGAAGGAGGACCGAUCAGAUGGCCUGGCAGGACUGAAGGGCCGAGACCGGAGCUGGGUGAUUGGCUCUCCUGAGAUAUUGCGAAAGCGGCUGUCGGUGUCUGAGUCGUCCCAUACAGAGAGUGACUCAAGCCCUCCACUGACAGUGCGACGCUCAGGUCUCCUGGAUGUGCCUCGCUUCUCCGAGGGCCCUGAUGAGGCUAGCAGCACCCCCAGGAGACAGCAGCAGGAGGGUACAGGAUUUCUCACACCCCUGUCUGGGGAGGGAGUAUCUGGACCUGUCCCUGAACGACCCGUGGAGCAGCGGCUAAAGCUGGAUGAAGAGCCUGUUGGCCAGAACAAUGGUUCUAGUCCAGCUAUGGAGUCACAAGGAGGACGUGGAACCCUGCAGCUGGCUGAGGGAGCCACAGCCAAGGCCAUCAGUGACCUGGCUGUGCGCAGCCGCCACCGGCUACUCUCUGGGGACUCUCUAGAAAAACGGUCGGCUCGCCCCAUCAACAAAGUAAUCAAGUCCGCCUCAGCCACAACCCUGUCUCUCCUCAUCCCUUCAGAACACCACACCUGCUCUCCAUUGGCCAGCCCCAUGUCCCCACAUUCCCAGUCAUCGAACCCAUCAUCCAGGGACUCUUCUCCAAGCAGGGACUUCUUGCCAGCCCUCAGCAGCUCAAGACCACCCAUCAUCAUCCAUCGAGCUGGCAAAAAGUAUGGCUUCACUCUGCGGGCCAUCCGUGUCUACAUGGGUGACUCGGAUGUCUACACUGUGCACCACAUGGUGUGGCACGUGGAAGAUGGAGGUCCAGCCAGUGAGGCGGGGCUUCGCCAGGGUGACCUCAUCACUCAUGUCAAUGGUGAGCCUGUGCAUGGGCUGGUGCACACAGAAGUGGUGGAGCUGAUCUUGAAGAGUGGAAACAAAGUAUCUAUUUCAACAACUCCUCUGGAGAACACCUCUAUUAAAGUGGGGCCAGCUCGGAAGGGCAGCUACAAGGCCAAGAUGGCCCGAAGGAGCAAGCGGAGCCGAGGCAAGGAUGGACAAGAAAGCAGAAAAAGGAGCUCCUUGUUCCGGAAGAUCACCAAGCAGGCGUCCCUCCUCCAUACCAGUCGCAGCCUGUCUUCCCUUAACCGCUCCUUGUCGUCAGGGAGAGUGGGCCGGGCUCUCCCACACACAGCCACAGCCUUUCCCCUCGAUCUCCCACUCAGAGCUACCGGGUAACCCCUGAUGCUGUGCAUUCAGGUAUGAA